Messenger RNA from Giardia duodenalis, 540 nucleotides. RefSeq lists its product as uncharacterized. Lineage: Eukaryota; Fornicata; Diplomonadida; Hexamitidae. The record is from RefSeq and is a predicted model, not a curated record. Bases 1 to 540 code for a protein of 179 amino acids. The transcript has a single exon.
AUGGAGAAGUGCAUAUAUGUAGCUAUCUGGGGGUUUACUGAGGCCAAAGAGAGCUUUAUUAGCCAUUUUGAUAAAACCGCAGCACCCCUCAUACUAAGGGAUGACCUCGACUUUGUCUAUCUGCCCCUUGAAAAUAAGGACUACUCGAUGAUGCUCUUCAAUCUGCCGAUGCGUGCUACGAUCAAGGACACAGCUAUUCAAUACGUUAUACAUAUCGCCCAUGCACACCUGCUCAUCGAGCCCAGCCUGGAAAUAGCCAAAGUUAUACAAGCCUGCAUGCCCCACUGCGACGGUUCUGGGCUUAUUUACACAUGGCAUCGGCUGGACGCCGAGGCCUUGGGGCUUGAGCUGGUUACGGAGCCCAAGACGACCGAGGAGGCCGUCCAGCUCAUGCACCUGAUAGCCUCUAGAACCAUAGAAAAGAAUUUAUUGCUUCCUCCAAUCAUAGAAGCGAAGCUUCCGGAGCCAAUCAACAGAGACGUAGUCCCCGUGGAUGAAAUUCUAAAGGAUAAAGACACGAAGCAACAGUGCAAGAAAUGA